This is a messenger RNA of Drosophila bipectinata, 866 nucleotides long. RefSeq names its product SAGA associated factor 11kDa (gene Sgf11). Gene Ontology annotation, cellular component: SAGA complex; DUBm complex. Gene Ontology annotation, molecular function: transcription coactivator activity. Lineage: Eukaryota; Metazoa; Arthropoda; Insecta; Diptera; Drosophilidae. Gene Ontology annotation, biological process: regulation of transcription by RNA polymerase II; positive regulation of DNA-templated transcription. The record is from RefSeq and is a predicted model, not a curated record.
GAAACCGGCAGAACCUAUCGGUAUUGGUGGCAACAUUGGAAGGUUUGAUAGAAAAAACUUGUCUUAUUGCUGUUUUUUGCAACUCGAUAAAGCAUUAAAGGCAUGCCAAAAGAAGCUUCCAAUUUAAACGUCUCGGAUGUAUAUUAAAUUUUAAAGAUAAGCCUUUUUGCAUAUUAUGUCAAAUACUGCUAACUCAAUCAACAUGCCAACAACACCAAGUGCCCAAGGAUCCGGAAAUCAAAAUACCGCAACCAGCCAACAAAUCGUUAACAAGUUCCGGGAGAUUAUUAAGGAUCCCAAGAGCCUGGAUGAGGCUGUUAACUAUAUGUACCAGACACUAGUAGAUGACGCAGUAGCCGGUAUUUUUAUUGAGACGCAUCACCUGCGCAAAACGGGAAACCUUUCGGCCCUAGACGGCGUGGCUGAAGACUCGACCUACCGCAUCUGCGAGAUGCCGAACCUGGAUAUAUUCGGAAUCUCAACUGCCAAAAAGCCUAUGGACUGCACGUGCCCCAACUGUGAUCGCCUCGUAGCCGCUGCGCGCUUCGCUCCGCAUUUGGAGAAGUGCAUGGGGAUGGGAAGAAUAUCAUCGCGAAUCGCCUCCCGCCGCCUUGCUACCAAGGAGGGAUCUAGCACAUCCCAUCUCCAUUCGGGAGGCAAUACUGGAGGCACAGAUGAUGAAGACGACGUGGAUUGGUCAUCAGACAAACGCAAGAAGAAAUCGUCUCAGAGCUCCCGCAACAAUGGCUCCAAAAAGAACAACGGGAAAACGUUUUAAUUAAGAUUUAAUUGUAAUUUUGAUAUUGUCAUAGUAAAUGAUUUUCAAAUCUAUUAUAUUCUCUACAAGAAAUUCUUUUUAUUUAAAA